This is a messenger RNA of Rattus rattus (black rat), 1263 nucleotides long. RefSeq names its product death domain containing 1 (gene Dthd1). The record is from RefSeq and is a predicted model, not a curated record. Lineage: Eukaryota; Metazoa; Chordata; Mammalia; Rodentia; Muridae.
AUGCACUUGGAUGAUGCCUCUGUCACCUCACACAGGUAUCUUGCUGUGCUGAGUGAUGGGGCUGACCCUCAAGUCUCUUGUUACAUUACUGCGCCCUUGCACAUCCUACAGCAGGUUGACUGCCAGAUAACGAAUGACAGUGAUGAUCCAACUCAGACGGUGGUCAGACAGGGUUUCAAACUGAUCCAGCCAGUUGACCCUUCUCUAGUGUUAUAUUUAAAAGCAAAUCAAGAUCCUUCCUGCUCAGUAGUGUCCACCAGUCCACUUAUUUACAUCCAGCAUCCAUCAACCCAUCCCUUUCAGAAGCCAGUCAUUGUAUUUCUCCCUUGUUCUCCUCUACCUGACAAAAAGAACCUUGAGUUUGAGAAAGAUCAUAGAGGAGAAGAGAGUGCAGCAGUACACAGCAACCUGUCAAUACCCUCCUACUUCAACAGGUCCAAAAGUACAUCCAUCAGUAAACCUGGUAACAAUGCAUGUGGAACACUAAAAUUACUUGGAUUCAGAAGCAGAAAUAGUGGUUGGUUUGGGAUUGAUGACAUUGUGGUGAAAGCUGUCCAGAGUGGCUUGGUAUCAUUCAAAUUAUAUGAACAUUUAGAGAGGUUUAUAGUGCUCCAACUCUCUUCCCCAGUGGACAAUAGCCAUUUAGUUUCUUUUGUCAAGUCUUUAGAGGAAGCCUCCCUCAGCACCACUGCCUGCAUUGUAUUCUCACGCCAGAAGGACAAUCCACACAGAGUGGUUAUUUUAGCAGUACCUGCUAAGGAGUUAACUAGCACAGAAGGAUUUGGAGGACUUCCAGAAUAAUCAAGACAUUUCCAAGUAAGAGAAGGAGAACAAAUUCUUUUAAGGUUUACUGGAAACAUAUUCGGUUCAAGCAAUCGGAAGGAUUAUGGGAAAGACUACAAACUCAUUUUUCACCUGCAAAGAAAACCCAGGUUAGAACUCCACAUGAAAGAGGUGGAUGAAUUUGGGAAUUAUAGCUGCCCUCAUUAUAAAGGCACUAUUACAGUCUACAAAGUAUCCAGAGAGAAGAUUGUCCCCAGUUUGGAUCAAGCACUUCAUGAAAAUCUUUAUCAGUUUCCAGUUUGCAAAUUACCACUAAAAUUGCCGAAGAUUAAAUUAUUUUCUAGAGAGACCGGUGCAGAGGUGGUGCCGAGCGAGUCGGCUUUGGACUACUCUCUUAGCGUGGCGUCGCGCGAGGCUGUGGUGGAGCCUCUGUCAGGAAGGCGGGAGCUUGACAGCUUCAGUAAAGGCCAGCAGCGGUGA